AUACAACAGCCUCGCAAUAUUCUGUCAUUGACAAAAGAAGAAAAACAAAAAUUUUUGGAUUCAUUUGAUCGUGUAUUUUCGGAUAUAGAUGGUGUAGUUUGGAAUGCGUCCGCUGUCAUCGAAGGUAGCGGGGAUGGCUUUAACGCACUUCGUGAAACGGGCAAACAACUGACAUUCAUUACCAAUAACAGUGUCCGGCCGGAACAACUAUGCUUGGACAAAUUGAAAGAGAAUAAAAUUGAAAUUGAGGCGAAUGACCUAAUUCAUCCAUCCAAAAGUAUUGUGGAAUAUCUGAAAGGUAUUAAAUUUGAGGGUUUAAUAUAUGCCAUUGCAAGCGAAUCGAUUAAACAUGAUUUCCGGAAAGAGGGAUUCCAAAUCCUCGAUGGACCUUACGAAAUUAUUGGAGAAUCAUUCCGUGAUCUUAUGGGUGUUGUAAUCGGCCGUGAACCCGUCAAGGCUGUCAUUAUUGAUUUUGAUUUCAAUCUAACAAUGACAACAAUGAUGAAGGCCCACCAUUAUUUACGCCGGUCAGAUUGUAUAUUUAUUGGUGGUGCGAGUGAUUACACUUUGCCUGUAACCAAAGACUUAUCGGUCUUGGGACCCGGUGGAUUUCUAAAAGUUUUAGAGGAUUCCACCUGUCGAGAAAUAUUACUUUUUGGUAAACCUGGUAAAGCAUUGGCAGAUUCCUUGCUGAAACGUUAUGAUAUUAAAGAUCCCAGUCGAGCUAUGAUGAUUGGCGAUAUGUUGGAACAAGAUAUACGAUUUGGUAAACUUUGUGGUUUCCAAACACUGUUAGUCUUGAGCGGUGGCAUAAAACUUGAAGAGCUUAUGCGUCAAACAGAUCCCAAUGUUAUACCAAAUUAUUAUGCCAACAGUAUGAAAGAUUUUGUUGAAUUUGUUAAGGAUCUUAAAAAAUCAAGUGUACCCAAACCUCGUAACAUCCUCUCCUUAAACGCUGAAGAAAAACGUAGAUUUUUGGAUUCUUUCGAUUUUGUAUUUUCGGAUAUUGAUGGUGUGGUUUGGAAUGCAACGGGUAACAUCGAAGGCAGUGGGGAUGGGUUUAAUGCUUUGUGUGAGGCUGGCAAAAAAUUAACCUUCAUUACAAAUAACAGUGCUCGCCCCGAGGAUGUGUGUUUGGAGAAACUGAGAAUGAAUAAAAUUAAAAUAGAAUCGAAUGACCUAAUCCAUCCAUCCAAAAGUAUUGCAGAGUAUCUGAAAAGUAUUAAUUUUGAUAGCGCGAUAUAUGCCAUUACAAGUGAAUCUUUUAAAAAUUCACUGCGGGCUCAGGGUUUCAACGUUAUGGAUGGGCCUCAUAAAGUUAUUGACGAAUCAUUUCGUGAUCUUAUGGCCGAUGUCAUUAAUUGUGAUCCGGUCAAGGCGGUUGUCAUCGAUUUUGAUUUCAACGUAAAUAUGACAACAAUGAUGAAGGCUCACUAUUAUUUACGUCAACCCGAUUGUUUGUUGAUUGGUGGCGCCACAGAUUACUACUUACCUGUAACCAAAGAUUUGUGGCUUUUAGGACCCGGUGGUUUUCUUAAAGUUUUAGAAGAAGCCAGCCGCAAGGAGGUGUUACUUUUUGGUAAACCUGGCAAAGCAUUGGCCGAUAGAAUUCUGACACGUUAUGAUAUUGAGGAUCCAAGUCGUGCCCUAAUGAUUGGUGAUAUGUUGGAUCAGGAUGUACGUUUUGGUAAACGUUGCGGCUUCCAGACUCUGAUAGUUCUAAGUGGUGGCCUGAAACUUGAAGAGCUUAUGUGUCAAACAAAUCCAAAUGUUAUACCAAAUUAUUAUGCCAAUAGUAUGAAAGAUUUCGUCGAAUUUAUGAAGGACGUGAAAAAUUCGAAUGCUUAA
Musca vetustissima is the source of this 1848-nucleotide messenger RNA. RefSeq lists its product as uncharacterized. The record is from RefSeq and is a predicted model, not a curated record. Gene Ontology annotation, molecular function: phosphatase activity. The annotation marks the transcript as partial. Gene Ontology annotation, cellular component: cytoplasm. The transcript is spliced from 7 exons. Lineage: Eukaryota; Metazoa; Arthropoda; Insecta; Diptera; Muscidae.